CGAGCCUAGUCCAACCAUCAUAGAGCUCCGCGCUGGAUUCAAAACAGUGUGAGCGAGGUGGCGCCGAUUGUGGGAACGUUGACGACAUACUAUCUGUCUGGUGUCUGCCGCCAUGACUGCUGCUGCCGCCGCCCAGUCUGCCCUCCAGGCGGCCUCCCUGGCUGUGGCCGGCACCCCCACUGCCAGCGGCCGCCAGCGCAAGCCACGGGGUGGUGCCAAUUCCCGGGCGUCCUCCGAAGUGCUGGGCCUCGAACCGACCUCCCCCCGCCGCAGCAGCAGGAGGCUCCGGACGGGCGACCGUGACCCGGCAGCCGCUGCGAGUGUGGCGACGCAGAGCGUGGAUGUGAGCCACCACAGCCAGAAGGGGAGCGAGGUGAAUAAGGGCGAGGGCGAGCCAGCCAGUCUCAGAGCGGAGCCGCAGGCAACGGCUGCAGCAGAGGGCAAGGCGGAGAAGCCCCAGUGGUGGGGGCAGCGAGCACAGGGUAGUGUCGUGAAUGCUUUCAAGAAUCUAGGUGAUGCACUUGGGGGGGUGCGGGAAGGGGUGGCUGAGGGGGGUGGGGAAGAGGUGGCGGCACCGGAGCAGCUGACGACGCUGGGAGGGUGGUGGACGCACCCCGCCCGGCCAUAUGUGGUGUGGACGUUUCUUACGCUGCUGGGGCUCAGCCUGGCCUGGUCCCUGGUCCGCCCGUCUGCACCUUACCCUGGCGUCCCCGUCACUGGCGAGGCGGCAGUCCUGCUGCAGUCGCAGCUGAAGCGGCUGGAGGACACGGUGGGCAAGACAGUAGGGGGGCUCCAGGCGCAGGUGGACGUGCUGACGCGGCGGGACGAGGAGGCGGGCAAGAAAGCAAAGGGCAUGGAGAGCAGGCUGGAGGGGCAGCUCAAGAAGCUGGGCAGUGACAUGGCCGACGUGCGGACCAAGGUGUCAGGUGCGGAGGCGGUGCUGGCGAAGCUGUCGGUGGAGGGGGCGGUGGUGAGCCGGCAGGAGGUCCUGGCACUGGCCAAGUCCGUGGUCGAUCAGCGCGCAGGGGCGGGCAAGGGCGGGGUGCUGGACUUGGAAGAUGUCAGGGCAGCCGCGCGCAGAGUGGUCCUGGACGAGCUGGAGCGGCACAGUGCGGACCGUCUGGGCCGGCCCGACCACGCAGUGUACUCGAGUGGGGGCCGCGUGCUGGCGCACAGCGCGGCGUGGCACACCCCCGGCUUCGGGGGCCUGCUGAGUCAGCUGAAGCUGGGCCUGCACCCGCAGGCGCAGCGCGUGGUGCAGCCCAGCCACGGGGAGCCGGGGCACUGCCUGCCGCUCAAGGUGCUCGACGGCAGCUACGGCCACGUGGACGUCGCGCUGCGGACCAGCGUCGUCCCGGAGGCAAUCACGCUGGAACACGUGUCCAAGACCACAGCGUUCGACCUGUCUACCGCCCCCAAGGCGUUCCGCAUCUCGGGCUGGCACAACGAGCCGGCCAAGGCGGCCGAGCCUGAGGUUCUCGGAACUUUCGAGUACGACACCAGCGCAGACUACGCGGCGCAAAUGUUCACCGUCAAGCCGGGGCCGUCUGCCGGCAUGGCCGGAUACAACGUGGUGCGGCUGGAGGUGCUGUCCAACUACGGCAGCGAGGACUUCACGUGCAUAUACAGGUUGCGGGUGCACGGUAUCCCCCUCCGUGCCUAGCAGCGGGGCAGAGACAGCGGCACAAGGCGUUUCCAGAUGAUGCGAGCGGUUUAUGAGGACUGAGCGGCUUGUUGUUUGGCUCUAUCGAAUCUUAAAAAGGCAAUUCUUAGAAUAUUGCAACCCCUCAUCAGGGGCAAUAAUGCCAGAUGGAGGUAUCAGAGUACGGGAUCCGUGAUGAUAACCACUUAACAUGAGCAGUUCAAGACUCCUGGUGGCCAGGUUCCUGGACCACCCGGGAGGAGAAUGUGGAAGAACCAUUUUCACACAGUGAACGGUUUGAUGGACUCCACAUGUAAUUCUCCCCUUGCUCCAUGCAUGAUGCAAGGUUAGAUUUGAU
Klebsormidium nitens is the source of this 2000-nucleotide messenger RNA. The record is from the annotation of a GenBank genome assembly. Lineage: Eukaryota; Viridiplantae; Streptophyta; Klebsormidiophyceae; Klebsormidiales; Klebsormidiaceae.